AUUGGUUUAGGCCCAAGGUGAACUCAGGAAGAGCCUGCCAUCGGAUGAGAGAAGCAUCAAGCAAACCUAGCUAUCAUCACAAACUCUUCCUCAAUCGGGCAUUCUGUCCUUUUACCAAGCAUAUUGUAAGGUAAGGUACUCACUGUAGCAUCGUUCAAAUAAAUAUGAAGGACACAAUUACAGAGGGGUAAUUUUGUAUAAGAUAGCAACUAGCUAGCUAGUUAGCCUUCUAGCAGGCAAGCUAGCUAGCUAGCUAACUCACAACAACAAACUUCUCAGAAAGUUCUCGAAACACCCACUGAAAUCCUGAACAUUCUUAUCACCAAAAUGGUUAGCUAGCUAGCGAACUGGCUAUAGUUAUGCACAAUGCCAGCUAGCUACAUUGCUUGCGAACUAACUAAACUAGCUACUGUAGCAAGCUAGCUAACUGGCUCUUUUCUAACGUUUAUCUCUAAGAAACGCAAUGCGUCUUCACUGUUAUCGUAACUAGCUAACGUUACCAGAUCCAGAAUCAUGGAUGAAUCUGGUCAAACCACAGCAACCCAUUCUUUCCAAACAAGAUGCACUAUAUAAUUCCAGUGUAGCCAAUAACACCCCAUUUAUUUGAAAGGCACAGGUAAUGCUGUUGACAAAAACAUGCCUGUCUAUUCUCCUCUGUAUUUCUAAAGCACAUUGAUGGCAUUUCAACAGAUGACUGACAAAGAGGAGGUGACUGGUGCAGGUGAUAACCCAGAGACGAUUCUAACAGGGAAGAAGUCAGGGAAAGCCUCGCUGCUGGACAGUGGUGAAGACUUUGAGAUGUUAGACGAUGAUGAAAUUGAUGAUGACCCUCCUCCUUUGGAAGAUGCUGGGGGUGGGAAGAAGACUAAAACAGAGAAGCCUGCAGCGGACCAAGAUACUAGCCAUUCAGCUCCAGUAGAUGAGUGGAUGGAUAUACUAGGUAACAAAAUUACCCUUAUAUUUACUUUAGGUCGAAGAGAAAGGACUUUUUUUUAUUUAACCUUUAUUUAACCUGGUAAGCCAGUUGAGAACAAGUUCUCAUUUACAACUGUGACCUGGCCAAGAUAAAGCAAAGCAGUGCGAUUUAAAAACAACAACAUCACAGUUACAUAUGGAAUAAACAAAAACAAAAUGUACAGUCAAUAACACAAUAGAAAAUCUAUAUACAGUGUGUGCAAAUGUAGUAAGUUAUGGAGGUAAGGCAAUAAAUAGGCCAUAGUGCAAAAUAAUUACAAUUAUCACUUACUGACAGUCAUCACCAUUUGGUUAAGCUUAUUCUCACUUAUCUAUUUGCAGGUAAUGGCCAGCUAAAGAAGAAAGUUCUGUGGGCAGGGAAUGGGCCAGACAGCAGGCCCACAAAAGGCCAGAAUGUUGUGAUUCACCUGAAGACUUCACUGGCUGAUGGGACUCUUAUAGAAGAGCAACCUGAGCUGUCUUUCACUCUGGGAGAUGGUGAUGUCAUCCAGGUACAUUCUACUUAGUCUUUUAAGUGAAGGCAAAUCCGAUCUAUCGGAUUCCAUACAAUGUAGUGAUGUUAGUAGAUACGAGAAAUUUAAGUGGAAGAAAUGUAUGUUUCAAGUUCAGUGUUGAUUUUAUCCACCUGCAAUGCCUCCAACUUUGAUCUAGGAUAAGGAGAAGUGUAACUAUCAGGCUUUAACUCGGGUGUGCUCUCUCGCAGGCUCUGGAUCUUACGGUGCAGCUCAUGGAAAUGGGGGAGAAGGCCCUCGUCCAAGCCGAUGCUAAAUAUGCAUAUGGUGCCCUGGGGAGGUAUGGAGGGUUUCUUAAUCUUGCUGGUUCUUUGUGGUUUCACUGGCAUGUCUUGUUGUUGUUACCCAAACAAGAUAUCUAUUCUGAGAUUGUAAUUACCUAUAAAGAUAACUCGCUAUGCUUCAUGACGUCAGAGUACAUAUCGUUAACUUUUGCCUGAUAGGAUUCUUCGAAAGUGCUCCUCUUAAUGGGAGCAAAGCUAAACUCCUCAGCACUCUUCCCUUUUUAAAAAGAGCAGUGAGUGGAAUGGUGCUGUCUUGAGCUCACUGCUUAUAGUACACGGCCUGACUUUGCUCUCUGAUUGUGUGCUCCCUGCCCUGGCCUUCACCACUGUCUCCACUGGCAGUCUUGCCCCUGAGGUGCUUCCCAGUGCUGAGCUGGCCCUGGAGGUACAGCUGCUGGAUGCCACUGAGGCCCCCGACCUUGAGCUCCUGUCCCCACAGGAGAGGGUCACCCUGGCUGGGCAGAAGAGGGAGAGGGGUAAUGUCUACUACCAGAGAGGGGACUACGCCUUCGCUGUAAACUCUUAUGGCAUCGCCCUGCAGAUCACUGAGUCCAGCUCUAAAGGUGACCGUGGUGACAGAUUUUUGUGUUAUUUGUGAAAGCACUGUUUUUGGAUGGGGCUGGGCACAAGACUCCCUGUAGUUUACUGAUGGUGUGUGUGACUGUUGUUUCAGUGGACAUUAGCCCGGAGGAAGAGGAGGAGCUGAUGGACAUUAAGGUGAAGUGUCUAAACAACAUGGCUGCUUCCCAGCUCAAGUUGGAUCACUACGAAGCAGCACUACGGUCCUGUGUUUUAGUACUGGCCCACCAGCCAGACAACAUCAAAGCCCUUUUCCGCAAAGGCAAGGUAGGUCUCGAACAACUGAAUCUGUGAAUGUGUGUAUUUGUGAGUGUGCAUGUCUGAAAGCGUCACCAUGGACUUCUGUAUCUGUAGGUAUUGGCCUUGCAAGGAGAAUAUGCUGACGCUAUAAGGAAUUUGAAGAUGGCCCUGAAGCUGGAACCAAGCAACAAGGUACUGCACUCAACAUUUACAAAAUCAUUAUUUAGAAAGAUGUAGAAUGAAAACAAAUUCUCAGGACCACAUGUUGUUGCAGUUCUUUCUGACAUCCACCAGGUGGUACCACAUUCUCUAAUAUUGGUGAUGAGGGAAACCAGGUGGACUGCAGACUCAUAAUUUUGGUGGAUCUGAUUUCGUGUUGAGGCUGUAAAUAGGUUGGUUUAUCGGUGCCCAGGUGAUAUCUAAGGCAUUGCUUAGACAUGUGGCUCCCUGCACAGGGCAAUCUGACUGAGCGCACCACCGCGCGUUGGCUUCUUGGACCAGCUGCAUGUUAAUACUUAGCACUCUUGCCCAACCCCCCAAAUUCACUCCUGCCGCCUCUGUCUUUUUUCAGUCCCACACACCAACAUGUGAAGUCGUGCUCUGACAGAAUGCCUUGUGCAAUUGUCCCUUACAGUUUUUUCUUCUUCUUGGGCACUAAUGUAGUGCACGAGUGUGUUGGGCUGGCAGUGGUUCAUAUGUUGACAUUUUCUAUUAGCAUUGGACAAGCUCUUGCCUUCUGAACUGGGCUGCAGCUUGCACCACUGAGAGUUGGUUACAUAAUCUCUCAAGUGUGGCUGCCUGGGAAUGGUUAUGGUGGUGUUUUUGCUGAAGUGUUUUAGAUUAGGAGCAGGAAACCAUUACAAAUAGAAUCUCAAUGGUCUAGAUUAGAACAUUGCAUAUUUAGAUGCUAAAAUUGUGGUCCAUUCCCUACUUUUUAUUUUUGAUGGAUGUUAUUGUUUUCUUGUCAGAAUACAUUCAUUUAAUUAACACAAUUUGCCUUUAUCUUCUCAAUACAAAUGUUUUUGUAAAAUGGGGAAAGAUGACUAGAACAGCAGCAGUUAUGUAAUUUCUGGCCUCAAACAUUACUGUUGUGUGCAUGACCAGAAGUAUCGGCUGAUUUCAACAUGGGAAACCCAAAGGGGCCCUGUAGAAACCUGAUAUUGUGAAGCCCCCAUUUAAUCUUAGCAGCAGUGGGAGAGGAGACCCAAAGAGCAGAGACUUACCCAAACUCUCUCCUCUGUAAGUGGCUCCUUGGAAGCUGUAAUGGACAUUUUGGCCAAUACUGUGAAAAUGUCCUAAAUUGCCCACUGACAAACCCUUCAGACGAAUGACUCAGAGACUUGAUAUGAAGGGGUUUGCUCAUGCAGGGAAGCCGUUAACUUACUACCCCAUUUUUAUUGGCAAGAAUAUUCAUUUCACAGUAGCAUCAAUCGCCAAUAAUCAAGCCACCUGCAGUUAACAGAACACCUGACUAUUAUUGUGCAUAAAUGAUGCCAUGAGCCAUUGGGAAAGUUUUGUUGUUAUCAGUGAAUGUGUUUUAUAUACACAGGCUAUGUGAUUGUGGGAAGGGGGUAGAGUAGUAUGCCUGCAGCUUAUUCUCACACUUUGCUGUCUCCUGGGGUAGACCAUCCAUGCAGAACUCUCCAAGCUGGUGAAGAAGCACUCGGAGCAGAAAGGCUCCGAGCAGGCCAUGUACAAGAAGAUGCUAGGCAACCCAGGAAGCGGUGGCAUGCUGAAACAACACCAGGCCAAGUCGUCAUGGGUGAGACAAUUUUUUUUAUUUUAACCCAGCUAGGGAUUAGCAAUGUAUGUUUCGGAGGUGUACAUGGAUGUCUUAUCUUUUGAAUGUAUGUCAAAGUGAUGAAACAGUCUUCAAGUCAACAGAAAGCCUCAUUUUGUUUUCUUUUGUUCCCAGGGUGUCAGCUGGAAAUGGCUGUUCGGUGCCACGGCUGUAGCCAUCGGAGGUGUCGCCUUGUCAGUUGUCAUAGCUGCCAGAAAUUAGAUGAGACCAAUACUUUUUCUGGUGAUUGCCUGCACCUUCCAAAGUGGGACCCCACAAAAAGCAACUGGACAUCUGGCAGCGCCUUUUGUAACUGGUAAAAAAAGGUGACAGAAAUGGCUUUAUCGGCCACCUCUUUAGUGUCAUUGUCCAUAAGUUUCUCACUGUUCUGUCACUGCUUGGGAGAAUUAUGUGACAAAUACUAUACAAUAAACAUUUAUAUAUGAAAAGUACUUACCACUUUUUAAAUGUGUGUAUGUCUAUUUAUUGCCAGACACUAAUUGUUAAUUGCUGCCAAUGUCUUGAGCUCUAUGGUAGUGAUUCUAAAUAUAAAUUGAUUGAUUGAGCACUCUGAAAUGAGAAUUCUAUGAAUGAUCCGUCAAAGUUAUUUAAAAUGAGCUAAUGUGAUAUGGUCCUAUAUUUUGAAAGCAUAUGAUUGUGCAAUUAUUUAAUUGCUGAAUUAUUUUUCUUUGUAUUCUGCUCUUGCUCUUUUAUUGGGAUAGAGCCGAUGAGGGGUAUGAGAUUAAUCUAGAUGCUGUAUUAUCUGGCCUUGUGAUCCACACUCACACAGUCUUGGUCAAUGGAAACUGUCACAUUCCUUUGAAUGGCAGAAAGAAGAAACCCACGCUUUAAUGUAUAGUUUAUUUUAUUCUCUAAGUCAAUGGAGUAUACCUCACUUUUGAUAAUUCUGAGACCAAACUUGAAGGUUGAACCUUCUAAUACCAAUUUUAGGUUUGGUCAGUUUAACUGUCUUUUUUUUUUGACAACCAUUAAAUGUGAAUGAUGUUUCUAUGUUGUGAGGCUUGCUUAUUUGAGUUUCUAUAAUUUUGUCAUGAAAUUAGAAAUAUCAUGUUUUCUCUACAAUAGACCAUAUGUAAAAAGACAGUCAAAUGUUGCGGACAUUGGUUGCUUUUGAGUUUCUCACAUUCCCUCAUUUGUUAAUUUUGUAUUUAUUUCAAUAAAAGUUUGUCAAUUCUGUUACUAUGAGCCACAACCUUUUCUAUUAUCAACCUUCUGGAAUCUAAUCUUGAUGUUGUCUUGUCACCCGUACAACUAUCAAUCUCUGUUUGACAGGUUGGGAGCACUUCUUUACCUCUGUUGUUACAGUACAUAGACUCCACGCCUACACAUUUGGGUCAAAUGAGAGCUUGCCACUGUUACUGACAAAGAAAGUAAAUGGAUUUAUAGUACUACAGGAGGUAGAAAACACUGAUUAUUUCGUAUUUGACACUCGGCUGCUUGCUAAAUAAACUGUAUCUGAAGACAAGUACUCAUUUGCUUAGAGCAGGGGUGUCAAACUCAUUCCAUUGAGUGCCGUGUUGGUUUUUGAUUUCUCCUUUCUAAUUGUGUCCAAUUAAGAGCUAUACAG
Messenger RNA from Coregonus sp. 'balchen', 5958 nucleotides. The record is from the annotation of a GenBank genome assembly. NCBI's taxonomy places the organism in Eukaryota, Metazoa, Chordata, Actinopteri, Salmoniformes, Salmonidae.